Molecule: messenger RNA, 981 nt
Organism: Aureobasidium subglaciale EXF-2481
Lineage: Eukaryota; Fungi; Ascomycota; Dothideomycetes; Dothideales; Saccotheciaceae
Exons: 1
Coding region: 1-981 (326 amino acids)
Molecular function (GO): catalytic activity
Source: RefSeq, a predicted model, not a curated record
AUGGACUCUUUGACUAAGAAGACUUUCGAAGUCUCGCGCUCCCUGACGUACACCUACUUCCAUCAUCCACCAGCACAGCCGGAAAACCCCACUGUGCUGUGUAUCCAUGGCUUUCCCGACGAGGCCGCUGAGUGGGCAGACCUAGCAACUACCCACCUCAUCCCUGCUGGCUACGGUGUCAUUGCUGUAGACUGCCUGGGUUAUGCUGGCACCUCCAAGCCUCUCGAUCCUGCCAUGUACGCCUUUGAACACAUGACCAAGGAUCUUACCGAAAUCCUUGACAAUGAGAAGCUGCAGAAGGUUGUCUCUCUAGGCCACGACUGGGGAUGUGCCUUUGCUCAGAGAUUCUACAACUACUAUCCCGAUCGUGUUUUGGGACUGGUCAUGGUCAAUGUCGCAUACACCGCUCCUAGCGACCAGCCUUUCAGCCUGGACGCAGCCAAUGAGAUGACCAAGAAGAUCUUCGGCUAUGCUACUCUUCCUUACUGGUACCUUCUCUCCAGCGAGGAUGGCUACAAGCUCCUGGACGAGCAUCUCGAAAGCUGUUUUACCGCUCUCCACGGUCCUCCGGAGAGCUGGCUCGACACUGUCUGCAAGUACGAUGGUCUGAAGGACUUCCUGAUCGCGGAAAAGAAGCAAGAAACCGAACCCUACGCCACUGAGGAAAUGAAGAAUGCCUUCAUCACCCGCUUCAAGCGUGACGGUUUUGCUGGACCAACAUGUUGGUACAAGGCUAUGGUUGGUGGCCACCAAAACUUUGAGGCUAAGAAGGUCAAGGCCAUCAUCGUUGAAGUGCCUUCAUUAUAUGUCGGCUUUGACAACGACAAGGUCUGCCGCCCGGAGGCGAUUGCCAUGGCCAUGAAGAAUGGUCUUUUGCCAAAGCUAACUAACGUCAAACUGGAGGGCGGUCACUGGGGUCUACACGCCAAUGCUGACAAGUUUGGUAAGACUGUCGUUGACUGGCUGAAGCAGGGACUCUGA